Eucalyptus grandis is the source of this 644-nucleotide messenger RNA. RefSeq names its product transmembrane protein 258. NCBI's taxonomy places the organism in Eukaryota, Viridiplantae, Streptophyta, Magnoliopsida, Myrtales, Myrtaceae. The record is from RefSeq and is a predicted model, not a curated record. Gene Ontology annotation, cellular component: membrane-bounded organelle. Gene Ontology annotation, biological process: protein N-linked glycosylation. The transcript is spliced from 4 exons. The coding region runs from base 107 to 337 and encodes 76 amino acids.
AUAACAAUGAGAAUAAUAAUAAUUAUAAUAAAUCUCCUAACUCCUUCCAGUUCGAGGACCACGCUCUCUCUCCUUCAUCAACAGCGGAGAAGCCACUUCCCUCGCCAUGGCUCCAAAAGGGAUUGCCAGUCCAGUGCCGAUCUCGUGGUACCCGACGCUGUCUGUGUUGAUGCUCGCCAUCGGACUCGUCAUCACGGCUUCUUUCUUCAUCUAUGAAGCAACCUCUUCUAGGAGAAACCGUAGCCUAGCUAAGGAGCUUUUUACAGGAGCCGUGGCAUCCAUCUUCCUGGGUUUUGGGUCAUUGUUCUUACUCCUCUCUUGUGGCAUUUACGUCUAAUACUACGCUCUGUAGCGUUUGCACAGCUUGCCUUCUGCACUAGAUAGGUGAUUUUCCCAAAGCGGACAUAGCGUGAUCUCAUGGUUUGAAAUGAGGAAGUUGCCAUAGGAGAGGGAGAGCAUACUUAUGAAUAAUAUCACUAUAUACUGGAUGGCUGUUAUCUUUGUUGUUUAAAUGUACUUGGGUAAAUUGCUUGGUCCUGUUAAUAUUUGGUGUGCAGCCUUCUUUACUUUUUAAUCUGAUAUGAAAGUUUGCACGGAGUUUCUGAUGAUCUGAUACCCUUAGCAGAUGGUUUAUUUGAUUUUUC